Haemonchus placei is the source of this 753-nucleotide messenger RNA. Lineage: Eukaryota; Metazoa; Nematoda; Chromadorea; Rhabditida; Trichostrongylidae. The record is from the annotation of a GenBank genome assembly.
AUGACAACAUUUCAAAUACCUGGUUUGGACUAUGGAAGCGAUGAAAGUUCACCGGAACCUGAAGAGGAUCCCUUGGAAAGUCAUAUGUGUAUCGAUUGCUACAGCAUCGCGAUGAAAAUCGUCCAACAACCGAAAGGAACGCCAUUAGCCGAUAAGUAUCUAGCCGUGCAUGAAUUGAGCAAUGAAGAAAUAGUUCUUUUCGGGAAUGCUUUAAAGGAGACCGAUGUUGAUCCCGAUGGUGAUGACUUCAUUCAUUGUGACCGAUGUAAUUGUUACUAUCGUGCUUCAUGUAAGGAGCAUCCCCUUUUUUGGGUGAAAGAUCGUGAGCCGCGCUUCGAAAGUGGCGCACAAACUCUUUUGUUUAUUCGAGUAGUUUACUUUUUAUUUCAGAGUAAGAAUUCGAAGCCGGAAGAUCGUGCCCGAAUGACUGCACCUGCUUUCAUCAGUAUAAAAACCUCGUCAAUACCUAAUGCAGGAUUAGGAGCAUUCGCUGAGGCCUGCAUUCCGGUUGGGAUGGUGUUCGGUCCGUACCAAGGCAUACUCAUAGACGACGCUUCUGAAGCGGAGAAAGACGGAUACUGUUGGGAGCUUCGAAGUCACACUGGCCCGCAUUUUAUUGAUGGUAGUAAUACGCAAUAUUCAAAUUGGAUGCGGUAUAUCAACAGUUCCCGGCGUGAGUUCCGUUAUUGCUUAUGUUCAUCUAUGCUCAAGAAAGAACCUGUUUCUCUUUCUCGAACGAGUUAUGUUCCCUGA